AUGUCGCAGCCGCCCCAGUCGCAGCAGCGUAACAAGCGCACCCACCGGUCGAGGCAGUCUGUCAGCGCACAGUCGUUUGCCGGGCCGUCCUCUGCCAACGUCAUUCCGUCUUUUGGGUCCAUCUCAGUGCCAGCACACAGACGCGCCGACUCGUCGGCCAUGGGCUGGGCGCCGACAGGCCAGCCGGGACAGCCCGGACUGCCUGGUCUGCAGCAGCAACCCGGUCAGCGACAGCAGCCAGGCCAACCGGGACAGCCUGGCGGCCACUCGCGCGGGCUGUCAUACAUCCAGCCGUCAGUCGCGCUGCCCGGAGCGUAUCCGUUCUGGUCGACGCCCCAGCCGCAGCCGCCAUCUGCGCCGUUUCUGCCAACACCUUCCUCGCGUCAGACAAAGGACAGUCCCGCCACUGCCCCACCUGGCAAGCGUCAGAGAUACCAGGUAGACCGUUCCAUCGGUCUCGGUCACCCAAUCCACCACUCCAUCGCCGGCUUCUCAGACAUUCAGCGCCAGCAACCAGGCAACAACGCACUCGCCCCGCCUCCCUUCACCACUCCCUCGGCCUCACCCACCCACGGGCGUCCUCUGGCCCCACUGGCAGAGCAUACAGGGGUCGUCACUCCCACUCCCGGCUCGCGUUCUCCCGGUGGUGCACUCAACGCCGGCCAGCCAGGACAACCAGGACAGCCAGGCCAGCCCGGUCUCAACACCCCCUCGCCUCUCCUCCCAUUCACGAACCGCGCGUGGACACUAGACUCGACAGCGCGCUCGUCCCUCGGCCACUUCCCCCACAACAGCCUGUCGCUUCCCCUCACUUCGUCUCCUCUUCCCAGGACACACGUCACCCACCCGUCCGUCUCGCUGCCUCCAAAGCAGCUCAUCGGAUCAGGCGGCCUGGGAGGUCCUCCACCCACUCGCCGCGCACACUCCCACCAGCCCCACCUGUCCAUCUCCCACGGCGCUGGCGCUGGCGGGCACGGCCGCACGCAGUCUAUCAGCCAGCGUGGCCCCCCGCCCAAGGCGAUCCUCGGCGGUCCCGGCGGCCGCACGUUCGACGAGCUCAAGGUCCUUCCUCCACCUUCGCGGUCUGCGUCGCUCGAGCCGAGCCCGACGCUCUCGCCCAUCCCAUCGCCGCUGCGUUCGGGUGCUGUCAGUCCCAUCAAGUCACCCUCGCCCAGUGUCAUCAGCGUGACCGGUAGCCGUGUGCCCUCGUCAUCGUCCGCUUACGAGGUCAAGCACCUGGGCCACACGGUUCGCGUCAACCUCCCGCCUGAGUCGUACAGCCCCCCCGACUCGCCUGUUCCUCUCGUACGGACUGAGGAGCCCGAAGAAGACGCCGACUUGAACGUUGAGAGCACGGACACGGAAGGCGGCAACGACGAGACGGUUGAGAAGCGGCCCCAAAAGUCACCGACGUCCGAGCGUGUGCCCCGCAGGAAGGCGUUCCCCUGGCCACCUGCCAAGGUUCGCACCACCCCAGAAGAGAUUGCGCUUCCUCAAUCUCCCACUCCCAGCGACCUCUCGUCAGUCGAGAGCGUUCUCUCGCCCGGCGCCCAGUCUGAAGUAUCCCUCCCUUCCGACAACGAGGAGCCACCAGUGUGGCAAGGGAAGAAGCUCCGCAUCACUGUCCCAGACCAGGAGUGCUGGGAACGACUUCGUCCCCCGUCACCUGUGCCCGACUCGCCCCAAGACUCGACCACCUGGGGAACGGCAUUUGACGAAUCCUUUGCCGACUCACCUCGCGCUUUCACUGCUCUGCAGGAGCCUUGGCCGCCAACCCGCUGCCCGAGCCCCGACGACAACGCCUUCGCACAGAUGAAGAGCGAGUUCAACGACGACAACAACUCCCAAGACGGCGACGAGUCGGACAGCGGUACCGCCACGCCUUCCGUCCACAGCCGUGCCCUUACUCCGCAGAUGAGCCCCUCCGAGCUCCCUCCUCGCGACAGUGCUCCGGCACAAGGCGAAGAAGCCUCGCCCGUGCCUGCUUUGUCCACCAACCGCUCGUUCGGUGGUCUCGCACCCAACUCCUUCCUCAAGCGCCAACUGGGCGGCAUGCUCCGCGAAACCCGUCGUUCACUGGACGCGACCUCGGCGUCGCUCUCGGCUUCCCUGUCGUCUGCUGCGCAAGACACCCCGACGACGCGCGAGACAACCCCGUCCUGGUCUCCCGAGAAGGGUGCCGGUGAGGCCGAGAUGGAUGCUCCUAAAGACACUGUCAACAACAGCUCCGGCGUGGACGUGUUCGGUACACGCCCCGACGAGUCCCACAUCACUCCUCCCACCAAGCCAGUCGUCAUCGUCGCUGCUGCAGAGGACGAGAGCACGCCGCUUCGGUCUGAGCUCGCUCUUGAACCCGAGGCGCCCGCACCCACCGCUCCUGAAGCUGAGGAGGCCGAAGCUGAGACCUCAGACAAGGCGGGCAGUGACCGCGAGACCCGCGAGGGCGAAGACAAUGCUGCCGAUCAGCCACCGUCGAAGCGGAGCAAGAAUGCCUCGCGCCCCGGUUCCAUUGACGAGUCCUCGCCUUCGUCUGAGACGAGGACACGCCGCCCCGUCGCCAACUUUGGUGCCAACCCUGCCUUCCGUCGCCAGCUGCAGUCGUUCCUUCCUCCCGGCGGCGUUGUGUUCAAGCCUAGUCGCAAGACUGAAGAAGAGGCUAAGGCAGCAGAGCUGGAAGAGGUCGAGGCUGAGGUCGAGGCGCAGGAUGACCAGGCCAGCGCCGAGGUCUCCAUGGUCCUGUCGACUGGCACCUCGGAUGCCGCCGAGGCCAUUGCGGCUACCGAAGCGCUUACGCCUCUGUCGGUCCCCGCAAAUGUAGCGGUGUCAGACCCCGCCACGCACGAGGCUGCUGUCACGCCCACCAAGUCCCACGAGGAGCUCGCUGAGCCUGGUUCCGAGCGUCUGAGGUCGCCACCGAAGAAUGAGCGCGACGCCAAGAAACUCAAGCCGACCGCCGCACCAUUUGUCCCCACUGCACCUGUCACUCGCCCUGCCACUCGUUCCAUCUCAGCUACCGCACCGGCUUUCAAGCCCGGAACGCGUGUCAUCUCGGCCACGGCAGCGCCGUUCCAGCCUGCCGCCCCGACGUCGUCGAGCUUCAACUUCAAGCCGACGGCUGCGGCCUUUACGCCCAGCCCUGGGUUCAGUUUCGCCCCUGCAGCGCCUGCUUUUGUUCCAUCUGCGUUCCAGCCAGUUGCAACUCCCUUCCAGCCUGUUGCAGGCAACCCUGGGUUCGCUCCGGCGUUCGCGCCUGCACAGAACCACAUCUUUGGACAUGAGCGCCGGCAGUCGAGCGUCUCGGCCAAUCCCCUCCACCAACGCCAACCGUCUGGUGUUUACCAGAGCCACGUUGUCGGCCACACGCGCCAACAGUCGAGCGUGGCACUGUCCACUGGCGAAUCGUCGGCGCGCCUUCGUCCCACGGCUCUCCCCUUCCAACCUGGCAGUCUGGCCACGACCCCGGCGGUACAAGAUGAGACCAAGGGCUCUAUCAAUGCCGGUGGUGCACUUGGACUGUUCACAUUUACCCACAAGCUUCGUCCGACAGCCGCCGAGUGGAAGCCGGCCGCGGAGGAACCUACCGUUGCACAACCUGCAGCUCUGCCAGUCGUGGAGGAGUCCGAGCAGGCCAACGCCACCGUUCAGGAGAGCCCUGUGGUGCCCCGCCGCGACGUGGCGUCGCCUCGCGCCGUGGUCGAGGAUAUCGAGCGGCCAAUCUCGGCGGUGAGUGCUUCCAUUUGUGUAUACUCUGCUGAUAACCAGAUCCACGAGCAGGCUGUCGACGACGAAGAAGACGACGAGGACCGCGAGCCCCGCCGCCGAAAGCACACUGCACGUCGCUCGUCGCAAAACUCGUACCGCGCCGAGUCCUUUAGCGGCGGCGUAAAGUCACAGCCUGUCUCGCCUGUCAAGGAGACCACCACCAAAGGCGGCGCCGACGUCCAGAUCCAGCCGUCGCGUCCCAUCCGCGGCAGACACUCUUCUGGCCGCAAAUCGUCGGUACGGUCGAUACGUUCGGUUAAGAACGAUUCCAUUACCGAAAUUUCCGCCGAGAUGCAGGAGGCCCAAGCGCCAGAGCUCCCAAUGCCUGGUUCAGCCGAGACGUUUUCGCCCAUUGCUCAGCUGCCUUCGGACAUUGAAGACAUUGAGACGAUCAACGAAGAGGAGGGAACGGUGCCGACAGACGCAGUUCUCAAUGGUGGAGUGCACAUGAGCCGCGAGAGUCUGAGCGCACCAGGCAAGCUCAACCCCACGGCCAAACCCUUCAUUUUUGGCGCCACGCCAUCCACGCCACCACCGUUCGACGUGACUUCACCGGCCAAGUCUGCGCCGGACUUUGACGCACUGCACUCUACACCAUCGAAAGAUCAGUUGCGCUCUGCUGGUCCAUCGUCCUCGUCGCCCAGCAUGCCCAACAUCCGCGUCGAGCUGGCGGACGACUCCAACAACAAGUUCCGCAAAUGGGUAUUCCCCUCUGCGUCUGCGUCAUCGGUGGCCGGGUCGUCGCACGCCGACGCGAGGUCCGAGCACACAUAUCACCACCAGCACCAGCACGUCGACUCGGUGCACAGGCGCAGUCACUCGGAUAUCACGGAGCCGGACGACCUCGACGACCGCAUCGAACGCAGCUCGUCGCCCGCUACCGAGAUGCAUGGCCUCGCCAAAGAGCGUGAGGAGCGGAACAGGCAGCGACAACAAGCAGCGGCGGAGGCGCCCGACGUGGAUGAGUGGCUUCACUGGACAACGGACGGGAACGGCCAUACCACCCUGACAGGCGGGCUCCGGCAUGGAUCGCUCGGCCUGUCAUCACACACGUCCGCCGAGUUUCCCCUGCGCGCAUCUCCGCCGCGCGUGCUUGCCGUGGUCAACGAUGACCCCAAGUUGCGCAGCGGUGGGUUCAUGUCGCCGACGAUUGACGACAUGCCUCUCGGGGACGACCCGGCGCCGGAGAUUCUCCACCUCUUGCACAAGAUUGAGGAGCAGGUGGCGUCUCUCAGGCAGGAUGCCGACCAGAUGGCCAACGACAAUGUGCGCCGGGUAGACGAUGCCAACACGCAGACCAGCAUUGCCACAGAGGCUCUGGACCUUAUCAAGGGUGGGUUGAGCGCGCUGAGACAUCAAGCUAACCCUGCAGAAUACAUUCCGGAUCAGAGCGUCCUGGCGGGCGUUACGGCCAUGCUCGGGCGCCAGACCACGCUUCUCGAGGAUAUCCAGCGCAAGGUUGAAGAGGAGGUGCAUCGCACACCCACUCCCGGCUCGGACCAGGGCGACACGACGCUCGUGGAGAACGCGACCACCCACAACGACAUGUUCAAGGCGCUCAUCGCCGGCCAGGAAGCCCUCAUGGUCAAGUUUGCCGAGUACACCGAGGCACAGGGUGCCGUUUCCGACCUGCGUUCCGUCACGGACGCUCUGCUCGAAGCUCAGUCCGAGACGCGCGCUGCCAAGGCCGCAGCCGAGGCGACGGCGGCGCCUGGCCCUGCCGAGUUCCUCGCCGAGCAGCUCGCCGAGGCCCAGCGCAGUCUCCGGGACGAGACGGCCCGCAGCCACCGUGCCGAGCAAGAGACUGCCGCCGUCCAGCGUUCGCUGCAGUACGAGACGGACAAGGCAGCGCGUGCCGAACGGGAGCUUGCCGUCAUGCAGGAGCGCGUUGCCGAGCUCGAGGAGCGGGCACGCGACAGGAAGGCCGAAGCUGAGGAGCGCGCGCAGGACAGGAAGAGCGCACUGGAGCGGCGUAUGCGCGAGAAGACGGCCGCGCUCGAGCAGCGCUCACGCGAGGACGCGUUCAAGGCCGACCUCCGUGCUGAGAUUGCUGCUGCCACUGCCUCGUUCGUCCAGUCAAGCCGGUCCGAAGAGCAGGCCAAGCAGGAGAUGGUCGAGCUGCGCGAAUUCUUUGCCAAACAGAGCGCCCAGCAGGAGGAGGCUAUCCGGGCUCUCAAGGAAGAGGUGGGUGGCGUGAUGCUAGUUUCUGAACUGACCCAUCAGCGAGACAUUGCCAACCGCAUUGCCGAGGAACGUCACCACGAGAUCAUUGCUAUGCAGAAGGACUCCACCAGCUUCCGCGACGCCCUGUUCGACCGCCUGGCCAUGUUCGAGCGCACCCUCCCCACCGCGACAGUGGAGCACGAGACCGUGGCUGCCGAGCGCGUGCAGCUCGAGGCCGAGCACGCCAAGGUGGCUUCCCUCGAAAAGGAGGUGGAGCGCCUGCGCGUCGAGCUUGUCGAGGCCAACGACGCCCGUACCGACCUGCGCGUACAGCUCGCCCAGGCCAACGCCAAUACCAACCUCGAGCAGGAGAAGGCUGUGCGCGUGGCCGAAACCGAGGCCACGGCGCGCCGCAGCCUUGAAAUUCAGCUCAAUGGCGAAAAGGGCCGCACCAGCUACCUCGAGAAGAAGGCGACCAAGCUCGAGACCGAGCUGCACGAAGUCAACCAGAACUUGGACGUGUGGCGGUCGGCAGCGUUGGAACAGAGGCUGCGCGCAGAGCAGAGUGCCGUCCACAUUGCCUCGAUGCAGCAGGAGAACUACCACUGGCGCGAGUUUGCGCUCGGCGCAGACCGGCACCGUCUCCAGCAGUGGCUCGAGACCAAGCCGUUUGACGGCGUUGAUCACGACCACGCUCAGGCCAACGCUUCCAAGAGUGGCCACAGUUCCAAGAGCCACUCCAGCAAACCCCCCAGCACCACCAUCUCGUCAUCGCAUCCUCACCCACUUCAAAACUCUCACGUCGCCAAUGUCAAUUCCAGCACCACUCAAUCCCAUCACGACACCCGCCACGCCCACCACGGCCAUGCCCAGAUCCACCACCCACUUUAUAAUACCAGCAAACUGACCGCGACGGCGCAGACCCAGGCGCAGCGGAUCCCCACUAUCAUUGAACCCCAGCAGAAGUAG
Apiotrichum porosum is the source of this 6894-nucleotide messenger RNA. RefSeq lists its product as uncharacterized. The record is from RefSeq and is a predicted model, not a curated record. Bases 1 to 6894 code for a protein of 2297 amino acids. The transcript has 3 exons. NCBI's taxonomy places the organism in Eukaryota, Fungi, Basidiomycota, Tremellomycetes, Trichosporonales, Trichosporonaceae.